This is a messenger RNA of Lindgomyces ingoldianus, 459 nucleotides long. RefSeq lists its product as uncharacterized. The annotation marks the transcript as partial. NCBI's taxonomy places the organism in Eukaryota, Fungi, Ascomycota, Dothideomycetes, Pleosporales, Lindgomycetaceae. The record is from RefSeq and is a predicted model, not a curated record. The transcript has a single exon.
AUUUGCGUUGCCAGUGCUUUUAUAUUUAUGGUCCCAAUCUUAGUGCUAUGUCGAUCGCUCGCAUUCCUUUGGGAUAAGAGGAUCUACAGCAAGUGCGGCUCUCUGAACCUUACAUACCUAAUUAGGGUUAUCGUCAUUACAAUUGAGGACAUAACCAUCCUCGCACUGCCCAUGCAGAUGCUGUGGAAACUUCAGGUGGCGACGAAGAAGAAGAAGAAGAUUGGCGCGAUAUUCAUCUCCAGUAUUAGCUUAGGCAUCUGCUUGGUGUACGGCGUGCGCCUAAAGUAUGUCCUUAGGCUCAACCAGGACAAUAUUAUGGCAUCGAUCCGGAUGUUCGUUAUUUUGGGCACCAUGGAGCCUAUGCUCGGCAUUAUCUGCGCUUGCUUGCCUGUAUUGUCAGCUAUCUGUACCCAGGGCUUCCAACGGGCCGUACUACGGUCCGUACAAAGUGAACCGUAA